Molecule: messenger RNA, 2055 nt
Organism: Pecten maximus
Lineage: Eukaryota; Metazoa; Mollusca; Bivalvia; Pectinida; Pectinidae
Product: beta-1,3-galactosyltransferase brn-like
Exons: 2
Coding region: 506-1714 (402 amino acids)
Cellular component (GO): membrane
Molecular function (GO): UDP-glycosyltransferase activity; hexosyltransferase activity
Source: RefSeq, a predicted model, not a curated record
UAUCUAUUGAUUUGAGUGGCAGGCUCAAAGUAGUCAGAACGUUGCUUCCUCUCAACCUGAUGAAUCUUACCUGUGAUGAAACGUAGACUUUAAAUUGCAUGAAAGUCGAACUAUUAUUGUAUUUACCGUCUGCGAGCUCUGACUGGAUUCCAGCGCAGGUUCCGACACAGACAGAUCAUCUAGUACAGACACCAGAACACCUGCCUCUUGACGUGGACAUGAUUUCAGCUAUAUCAACAUGGAAGGACUCCAUACCUACAUCUUGGAAGUCAACACUCGCCUAUCUAAUCCACAAUACGUCCUGGAUGGUAUAAUUUAAGGAUCCCCGAUAAAGACAUACACGUGACGCUGAAUUCGUUAUACAGAUUUGAGUGACAACACUAAACAAGACGAGAAUAAUAUUUCGGCACGGACCUCUGCGUCAAGGAAUUGACUGGCAAACCAAAGUUGGUCGAAUAAGUCAUUUUCGCAGAAAUUAUUGCUCCUUGAAGGUGAACAUUUGAAGAUGAAAAACCAACAUUACCUCUCUUGGAUUUUGCGACGAUUCAGGAGUAUAGGUAUAGCCAUGCUACUUCUCCUCUCUAUUCUAAUUGUAUUGUUCUUCUUGGAGGACACUACAUUGGUGCAUUCAUAUAACAAAAGAAUAUCGCUGUUAUUCCAAGAAGUGAACCAUUCUUCAACUAUCCCAAAACCUAGAAAUUAUACAUCAUUCAAUGUACCAAUUAUCACCAAGUCUCGUCCUAUCACAGUGCCACGUUUGAACAAAACUUCACAACAACUUGGGAAGCACCGACCACAAUCAAUGACCAAUUUCAACUACCCGUUGGAUAUAGACUUGCUCUAUUUUGUCAAGAGGAACAUCGAAAAUGGUACAGCGAUUAAUAUCAAACCUAUCAAUCCUCAUCUAUUUCGAUAUUUACACAAGCCUGCAAAAUGUUCUUUCUCUGAACCUGGUGAUGCAGUAAAGCUUUUGGUGCUUGUGAAAUCUGCUGUCUUAAACAUAGAACUACGUGAAGGUAUACGCAAUACAUGGGGAAAGGACAUGCCGUCAAAUGUUCGCAUUGUUUUCUUACUUGGAAACACCGACAACAAAAAUCAGAAACGUAUCCGUGAGGAAGGUGAGAAAUAUUCUGAUGUUAUACAGGAAGACUUUUUGGAUAAAUAUCAGAAUAAUACAUACAAAACUAUCAUGGGAUUUAACUGGGGUGUAACGUUCUGUUCCAGUGCGUCAUUCUUCUUCUUUGUUGAUGAUGAUCAUUAUGCUUUCUUAGCUAACGUGUAUAAAUAUCUUGAAAGCGUUCAUUAUACAAAACCCAAUUUGCUAUCGGGUUAUCUUCUACCCCACUCUAAACCUUACCGGGAUGUUAAGUCAAAAUGGUUUGUAUCAUGGGAAGACUAUGGUUUUGACUGGUGGCCACCCUACCUAGCUGGAGGAGCGUAUAUUGUAUCGUUCUCAAUUGCACAGAAGUUUCAUAUAGCAUUUCCGUAUGUUAAAUACAUAGGAAUCGAUGAUAGUUAUUUAGGAAUUGUAGCUAAGAGACUUGGCAUCCGUCCAACUCACAAUCGGUACUUUGCAAACAGAGCAACAUUCCCUACCACUGACAAAAUAAGACGAUUGAACAUGUUUGCUUCACAUGGGUUUAAGAAUCCAAAGAAAAUGAAAAAGGUAUGGGAUAUGCUUCAUGUUAAUGACACAACUACUGAAGCACAUUGAGGGCAUUUUAUUUUGGUCUUGGAUAAAAUAACUGUUAUUUCCUGUGUUUUCAACAUAAUCUGUUCUGGUUAUGGUUUAUAUCACUUAAGUCAUAUAACAACUGACAAAUUCGCCUCAAAUCAUAACAAUGAUAUAGUCAAGAUCUCCCGUCCCAUGCAAAUAUUGUAUUACAUGAAAUUAAAAGUGGGCAACAUUCAUAAAAAAAAACAUGAAAAACAUGACAUAUAGCAUUUAGAAUCAUUACAUUUAUAUUCAUGUUCAGUCAGUAAGUUCCUGUGAAAGUAAUUAAGAUAAUUAGUAACAAUUCAAUAAAAUAUUAUACUGUACAGUGAACUAUCAAA